AUGUGUCGCCGUUAUACCCUGCCGCUAUUGCUGCUGAUGUUGUUGCUGAUACUUCUACCGCCUCGUGCUGUGCUCUGUCUCCGCCAAGUAGCAGACAAUAAUAUCCCGCUGAAAUCAGAACAGCACGCUGCCAAGACAAGAAAGUUUCCAGGAUGUUCGUUUGGAGGCGAGAUAUACGAGCUGGGAGACACUUGGAACCCGUCUUUGGGCGAGCCGUUUGGAGUCAUGUACUGCGUACACUGCGAAUGUUUAGCUUGUUUUUCGUGCUGCUCACCGGAUCAUCGGUGAAGCCAGCAGGUGUCACCACCAGCGCGAUCGGACGUGGACACAUCACGAUGAAAGAGUCGACCUUGCAUUUCAGCAUUGUCAUCGAGAGACUAUACUCACCAAUCUCUAUCCAGUUCCACGACGAUGACACGGCUAUUCUUUACGAGCAUCUUAUAGAAACUGAGACAGUUGGCUUUUCGCAGAUAUGUGGAGUUUGGGAGCACGUACCGGCGAUUUAUAGAAGGGCCCUGGAGAGCGGCAAUAUCCACGUUGUGGUCACCUCUAUAGCUCAGCCGGACGGUGAGAUAGCUGGACAGCCAAGGCCUAACGAAUUCGGCAGAGAAGAAACAUUCAGUUCCAUCCUCCACUUGCAACCGAGCGACAGCCGCAUCUCUCCGCUCAGCGGUGGUGCGUUGGCGAUGGCUUCGCUCCGUAGCUCCCAGCAGCAAGACUCUCUCGGCGUCAUCAUUGCCGUCAGAGGGCUCUUUGAUAGAUAUUUGAAGCAGCACGAUGCGAUCGUGGCGAGCGUGGUUUUCUCAAAGACGGAGGGCAAGCAGCAAGUUAUCAAAACAUCGCAGAUUAGCUUUGAACCACAGGCGGAAACUAUUGAAUAUCGUUGGGAAGGUAUAACCCAUCAGGAGCAGCGGUGGCUAGCACGUGGUCAUGUGACAAUGACAUUAACUGCGCAGACGGACGAGGGAGAGACGUUAGCUGGCUCCGUUACCGUGCACCAGAGCUGCAAAGUAUACCGCGCCGCCCUCACGGGCAGCAACGCUCUGCUGGCGUCAGCCACAGGUGCUGGCGGCGUGGCAGCGAUCACGAUGGCUCCCGACGGCGCCAUGUUGUACCGCGUCCACGUGACCGGCCUCAGCUCCCGCGUGACCGCCAUCACGAUUGAGGGAGAGACGAACAAGCCGGGUCAGAUUCGCAUCGUGACCGACGUGUUAGAUUCGUACAUCGAUGGCUGGGCGGAGGGUGUGUUCAGGAGGCAGAACGGCAGAGAGGUUGCGGCUUUACAGACGGACCAGCUAUUCGUCAACGUGGCGACGAAGCGGCAUCCGGACGGCGAGAUUCGAGGACGAAUCGUCGGCGAAUUUCUGAAUGAUCAUACAUCCGAACUUCCGGUUCCGCUGACCGGGUCAGGAAUGGCGCGCGCCGUCCUGACGGGCACAUCCGGCACGGCCCGGAUGUCCGUCGAUGACUCGUGCGUCAUUCACUACGAGCUGCAGCUGCACGGCACGGCAGCCGACAACGACACGGCCGGAUGGACGGCGACGAUGUCUGCCGACGUAAACGGACACAUCGGACACACGCGAACGCUGGCUGAGUUCAAGGGCAAUAAGGCCACAGGCAUCAUUGCAGGUCGGACCAGAACUCUAUAUGCUCAACUUAACGAUGGUCUGGUGUUCGUGGAAGUAAGCAGCGUCGCGCACCCUGGUGGUGAGCUUAGGGGACAGGUUCGCGCUCCCAACACUUGCGAGCACAAAUACGACCUGCUCAUGCAGAGCGACGUGACGAACAACGAGUUGGACGAAGUCGCCAACUACACGUGCAUGCACCACAACCAAUACCACGAAGAUGGCGCCAGCUGGCCCUCCAGCCGCGACCCGUGCGUCAUGUGCAGUUGUCAGAGGGGACAAGUUGUAUGCGACCCUAUCAUGUGCCCGACACUAGCCUGCGAGGCACAGCUUCAAAUCCAAGAUGGCUGCUGUCCGACGUGUGCAGACGAUGCUGCUCUAGAGCAUAUGGAGGGUGAUGUCGACACGAGUGGCUGUUACUUCGAAGGUGACAAGACAUGGCACGCUGCUGGCACGUCGUGGCAUCCAUACAUUCCACCAUUUGGAUUCAGCCCAUGUGCUCUAUGCACUUGCAGGGUAUGCCGGCUAUUUGCGCGCGCGUUCGUACGUGCGUGUGUGUACCAUAUAAUCAAGAAGGUUGAAAGAACAGAAGCGAACGUUGUGACAUUGCAUGAAGAAGGCAUACAGAGCAUACAGGUUGCUAAGGAAGUCCACCUUGAUUACAAACCUGAUGGAGGUUGUUCGUUCAAGAACGAAUACUACGGUAACGGCGACCGGUGGCACCCGCGGGUGCAGCCGUUUGGCUCGCUCGCCUGCGUGCUCUGCCGCUGCAAGGAUGGACAUAGCACCUGCCGACGUCAGAAAUGCCCGAAGCUGAAGUGUCCGCGCCGCGCACGGAUACAGCCGGCCGGCGAGUGCUGCGCCAUCUGUACAACAAAACAGGAGAGGCGGCGAUCGCGAGAGAAGAGCGGCGGCGGCUCCCACGCAGGAGGCGACGAUACGGCGUGAUUGCUGCCAUAUAUAUGCGCGGGUUGGACGCCUCGCUACUCCACCGGAGCCGGCGAGCAGUGAUAGAUUAGUGUUUUGCACCUACACGGGGAUAGCUCUGAUAGGAAGAGAUAUCAGACGCGAGCUGGGUUUUUCUUGGCUUCGUGUGCGUGCGUGAACUUUUAGACGUGGGUGCGUUUGUUCAUCCAUUAGCGUGCCUGCCUGCGUGCGCGUUCGUGCGCAUGUUUGUCCAAGUUCCUGUUAGCGCGUCUGCCUGCGUGCGCGUUCGUGUGCAUGUUUGUCCAAGUUACUGUUAGGGCGUGUACAUGCGUGCGCGUUCGGGCGCAUAUUUGUCCAAGUUACUGUUAGCGCGUGUACCUGGGUGCGCGUUCGGGCGUAUGUUGGUCGAUGUUACUGUUAGAGUGCGCGCGCGCGUGGUGUGAAGUUGUUUGCGUGUGCGUGCGUGUGGGCGUGUGCGUGCUUGUGUAUGUGAGCGCGUGUGUUUGUCCACACUACUGUUAGCAUGUAUGCGUGCGUGCGUAUGACUGUUGGGAGUGUAAUAUACGUAUAAUGUCGUUUACGAAGGAACUGUAUAAUAAGCCAUAUAAUUUGUUUACAUUGAAAUAUUUAUAUUGUGUGAUAUAUAUAGCCGUUAAAACUCAUUUUCGCAUCAAAAUGAGGCAAUGUAAUGCACGCGUGUGUGCGCACGUAUGCGCACGUAUGCGUGUGUGCGCACGUAUGCGUGUGUGAGCGUGCUAGCGUUCGUGCGCGCACGCGUCUGUGUGCGCGUGCGGGUGCUCAUACUUGAGUCGGUCUCUUGCUAUCGUGUACCUGUACUGUCCGCGUUUGUCGCAAGACAGUUGUAUGAUAAUUAUAGGGUCUGUUAAACAUUCCAAUUACAGCCCUUAAUGUGUAAGCUAUUGGAAUAUAUGGUAUCGCGCGUGCGUCAAAAUAUUAUGCUACAUCGCGUGUAAUAAAAAUAUGUGUACAUA
Priapulus caudatus is the source of this 3544-nucleotide messenger RNA. Its product is annotated as chordin-like. Lineage: Eukaryota; Metazoa; Priapulida; Priapulimorpha; Priapulimorphida; Priapulidae. Gene Ontology annotation, biological process: multicellular organism development. Gene Ontology annotation, molecular function: protein binding. The record is from RefSeq and is a predicted model, not a curated record.